AUGUCCGGCGGAUCCGGUGAAGAAAGAAGAACGAUUUUCCCCAUUCCGACUCGUCCCUCAUCACUUCCAUCAACGUCGUUUCAACCGAAUCUUUUGAGACAGUUCUCGGAAGCGUUUCGGAGUGUCUCGGUCGAAUCGCCGCUGAUCAGCGCACCGGCAAUCAUGCAAAGAAGGGCGCCAACGAACUUUACGGCGAUCAAUAUGGAAGAAAUAAAUGCAAACAAUGAAGCGACGGUUCUGAAUGUGACGACACCGAUACAAACUGAGAGCGAAGAAUCGAGCGGGGCGCAACCAACGAUCGUCACAGAAGGGAACAAUGAUACGUCACAGGAUUCAGUCGAUGAAGAGGUUCAAAAUUUGCGCACGCAAUACGCCAGAUUGAGGGAUCACUUUCAAAACAAUCGAGAGGCACAAUCGGCUUUGAAGAUAUCGUUGUCGUUUCUGCCGUUUUUCCUCAUCUUCCUCAUCAAAAUGGUCUACGAGAAUUUCGACACGAUAAAUUAUUUACUACUUGGAAUUACUUUCUUCAUCGCUUUGGAUCAACGUCUACAAGCAGUUCUCUCAAAGACGAACACGCGAGUGGCUGUUUUCUUCUUCGCUUUGACGUUGACGCUCAACAUCCUCCUACUCAUUCACUAUCCGGAUUCCGGGGCUAUCUUAAACGGCGUAACGUUUCAAUUGCACAAACUUGCAUAUACGGGUGUCGGACGCACGCUUACGCUCAUCAUUCUCACCGAUAUCUUCUGCAAAACGAUUGUGGUUGGGAUUAAAGGAGUGUUGGCGUUAAUUCCGGAGACGUGGGUUGGACUGAAGAGGAAACGACGCUUUUUCCAAUCGAUCGAGUACUCUUCACAACUACACCGAGCCAUUUUGCCGACUCCGAGAUGGUCGAUCUACUUUAUUGGUCCAGCGGGUUAUGCGGGAAUGCACUACUUGGACCUCUUCUUGCUCAUUUUUUAUUGGAUAGCUAAGGUUCGAGAAAUCAGGAGCUAUGUGCCCGACUGGUACACAUCGGUGAAGACGGUGAUGAGGAAUUCGAUGUACGGAGUGAAGCCAAGCCAAGAAGAGAUCCGCGCCGUCGAGUCACAAUGCUCAAUAUGUUACUCGGAUUUGAAGACACCAUUGAAGUUAGUAUGUGCUCACAUCUUCUGCGAGGAAUGCGUCGAUACAUGGCUAGAAGAGAAGCAUACUUGCCCCCUAUGUCGCGCCACAAUCGACAAAGAGGACAAAUCAUGGAAAUCGGGAGCCACGAGUAAAUUCGUUCGAAUCUAU
Mesorhabditis belari is the source of this 1272-nucleotide messenger RNA. Lineage: Eukaryota; Metazoa; Nematoda; Chromadorea; Rhabditida; Rhabditidae. The record is from the annotation of a GenBank genome assembly.